GAAUGCACCACGGUGUCACGUGACAUAAAUCAGACAUGGCGUCCUCCCGAAGACGGCUAGUGUGUUUACGCUCCGGGAUUUGGAGCUUGUUACUUUACUGCGUUUACUCCCAUUUGAAGCUUGUUCUGUCGGAGGAGGUGGACAGCUGCGACACCCUCAGGCUCGGACAGUAUCUCUGCAACGACCCGACGAUUGACGAAGCCACCCAGGAGCCGAGCAACUGCAGGGACACGACGGCCUGGGUGGAGUGCCUUCCAGCUCCGAACAUCAGCUGUCGUUUCUCUAACGGGACAGAGUUCAGGUUCAGCGGGGAGGAGGUGGGCUUCAACAAAACCAUCCCCUGCAGGAACGUGAGUGGUUAUUCCUACAAAGUAGCUGUGGCUUUGUCUCUGUUCCUGGGCUGGCUCGGGGCAGACCGCUUCUACCUGGGAUACCCUGCUCUAGGACUGUUGAAGUUCUGUACCGUCGGGUUCUGUGGAAUCGGCACUCUGAUCGACUUCAUACUGAUCGCCAUGCAGAUAAUUGAGGCCGGAGAUCCAUCACGAGGAGGUGCGCAGGGGGUCCAACGAUGGAUGGCUGGAUGGAUGGAUUCAACCCAAGUGAUCGUGGGCCCCGCGGACGGAUCGUACUACAUCGUGGAUUAUUACGGCGCCCGGCUGACCCGCCUGUCCAUCACCAACCAGACCUACAGGAAGCCACACCUGUCUCUGUGAACGCACGCCGUCCAUAUUGUAAAUACAGAGGACUGCACUCAGAGGAUAGACUCAACUUUAUCGACACACUGAAGAGUGAACAGUUUAAGGCUCAAAGGAGGUCGGAGGGCAUUUAAAGGGCCAGCGCAUGUCUUUAGACCGUGAGCUCACACACUGUACAGCUGUAGGUUGCCUUUCUGUCUUCACAUCUGUCCAGCUGCUCAGUUUUUCUGUUUUUUUUAAUGAUUUAGUUGUAAUAUAUUGUAUUAUUAUUAUUGUGACAUUGUUGUCCGACAUUGCUGUUCAAUCCUUUAAGUUAUGAUGCUUUUUUAAGUUAUGACUUUGUAAUAAAAAGUUUCUUUUUGUG
Messenger RNA from Cyclopterus lumpus (lumpfish), 1059 nucleotides. RefSeq names its product TM2 domain containing 1 (gene tm2d1). The transcript is spliced from 8 exons. The record is from RefSeq and is a predicted model, not a curated record. Lineage: Eukaryota; Metazoa; Chordata; Actinopteri; Perciformes; Cyclopteridae. The coding region runs from base 36 to 713 and encodes 225 amino acids.